AUGGUCGCUCCAAAUUCGAUAUCGCGUGAACAGGCAUAUCUCAAUUGGCUCGUCUCACAACCAAAGGAUCUCGCCCCUGAACGCAUCUAUGAGAAACUCGAAUGCGUUGGAAAGGGAGCCUAUGGUGCGGUGUACAAAGGUCGACAUAUCCCAACUGGUCACGUCGUCGCGCUCAAGAUUAUAAACCUCGAUACGGAGGACGAUGAUGUUGGCGAUAUACAAAAGGAGAUCAGUCUACUUCAACAGCUCAUGCAAGGGGCUGGAGGGAUGGUACCUAACGUUAUCAAAUACCAUGGAAGUUUGGUCGAGGGUCCGAGAGUAUGGAUCAUUAUGGAAUAUGCGGAAGGUGGAAGUAUAAGGACUUUGUCCCGAGCACAACCGUUGAAAGAAUUGCACAUAUGUCUCAUUAUGAGAGAAGUUUUACUGGCAUUAGCAUUUCUUCACAAGAACGGAGUCAUUCAUCGGGAUAUCAAAGCUGCCAAUAUACUUCUCACGACCUCUCCACCUAGGAUAUUACUUUGUGACUUUGGAGUUGCUGCUCUCCUAGUUUCCAACACUUCUAAAAGGUCUACUUUUGUGGGAACACCCUAUUGGAUGGCACCAGAGGUUGUGACAGAAGGAAGAAUGUACGAUUCUAAAGCUGAUAUUUGGUCUUUGGGCAUUACUUUAUUGGAGAUGGCACAUGGAGAACCUCCAAUGUCAGGUCAACCUGCAGCUAGAGCUGUCAUGCUGAUUGGAGAUAAGAAAAUGAGAGCUCCUAGAUUAGAAGGAGGUAAUUGGAGUAAAGAUAUGAGAGAUUUCGUUAUUGGUUGUUUGAAUGAAGAACCCAGUGAUCGAUUACCUGCGGAAGAAUUGAGCAAGACGAAAUGGAUACGAAAUCAAGCGAAAACUCCAUUGACACAGAUGAGCGAGUUGGUGACUAGGUUUCAGACUUGGAAAGAGAAUGGAGGGCAACGUCAAAGUUUAGCUCCUGGUGUAGGAGCGAAUAUCGAGGAUGAGGAUGAUGAGUUGGCUGGGAAUAGUGCGGAUUGGGCUUUUGAUGUUGACACAUUAAAUGCUGGUUCUGCAAACACACGUCCAGCUCCACAAUCACUCCGUCGAUUAUUUCAUGAUGAAACAUCUUCUGAUCCAGACCCUUUCUUAUCUUUCACACAUCAACAACCUUCUACACCUCAAUCAUCUGAGAACUCCUCAACAGUAGAACAAGAAGGACGUUUCCCAACUCCUCCAAGUGAAGAAGAGUGUUUGAAGACAUACGAUGAAGAUUCCGUUGACGAAGGUACAAUUCGACAACAACGUUUGGGAAGACAUGGUAAUUCUCCUACACCUCUUCGUAUUUUAAUAGGAAGAGAAGCAGAAAGUACUUUAUCAACUUCUAGUUCUGGUACACUUCAUCCUGAAGGAUCACAAGCUCCGACACCAAGAGCUGAAUCUGUUAGUUCAUUAAGACAAGCAAGACCUAUCAAUCUAAAUCCUAAUCCUAAUCUUAAUCCUAAUCCUAAUCCUAAUCCCGAAUCUCUAUCUUCUACCUCGACGAAGAACAAUCUAGUAGAACCUUCUCAAAUGAAACGUCGACCUGGUGGUUCAGUCAGCGAAGGUUUAAGAGGAUUUCAAUUUCCUUUGGUUUCUAAACCUCCACAAAACAUACCUUCACCAAAACAAAUUUCUGGAAAUCUCCCAUAUCUUAAUGGACCAACCAAUUCUAUCGGUUUGAACGGUCUCAAUCAUUCUAUAGGACAAUCAAAUUCAAAUUCAAAUCCAAGUCCAACUCCUAUUCGUCACGCACCGACAUUACAAAGAAUGCAUUCCGCAUCUCCUAAUAUGGAAAACGUUUCAUCACCUACAAAACCUCUUCCAACUCUUGGUGGUAUACGUCCAACUAUGAUGCGACAAGCUUCUGUAGCAGUUAUGGAAGGACGUGCUGCAUCACAUUCUCAUACUCAAGCUUUAACAGCUUCAACAGAUCAUGAAUCUAAUUCAAACUUAUAUAAUUCCCCUUCCAAAGGUCUCGCACUUCCUCCUUCAAAUAUCCGACCAAUCAAUCCCAACGGUGUCAACUCUUUAAACAUACCAAAUGGUUCAAAUGGCUUGAAUGGAACAAAUGGAAUGAAUAAUACAAAUGGAAUGAAUAAUACAAAUGGGAAUGGGAAUGGGAAUGUAGUAGGAACGAAUUCAAACCCGAUGAAUCGAUCUAGAAGUGGAAGUAGAGUAGAUGAAAAUGGCUCAAUAGUAGGAUUAAGAGAAUUAUUAAAAUUAUCACCAGCAAUAUCAGAAAUGACAGAUUUACUUCCACCAAGUCCAUCAACAAUUGUAGGUAAUAAUAAAUUAAAUAAUUGGCAACAAUUUCAACCUCAACCAUCACCGUUAUCAUCAUCAAAUUUCGAAAAUCUAUCAAUUCCUAUGGUCCCUUCUUUAUCUUCAAUCUCGACAUUUUCAAAUCAGAGUAAUAUGACUUUAUCAGCUCAAUCGACUAAUCUCAAUUCAGGAGGUAUACCUCUUUCUCGAGAUCCAUCUUUGACUUCGACGGUAGUACAGGGAUUAGGUUUGAAAACGAAGAAUGACAUAUCUGAAAGAAAUCAAGGUUUAGGUGUUGGGAUGGGAAAUGGUGUGAAUGAUGUGAAUGUGAUAUCGGGUAUGAAUGAUUCGAAUGGUGGAGAUGGUAUGGUCGAAGGGGUAGGGGACGGGGAAGGAGGUAUAGGAAUAGGAAUAGGAUUGAAAAGGAUGAAAUUGGAAGGACCGAUUGUCAAACCAUUGGAUUUAGCGAAUAUCUCAGAUGAUGUAGUUCUCACAGAAUUGGAAAGUUUGGUAAAAGAUAUGGAACGUUGGUUUGGGGUGGUAGAAGAUGGUUUGGAAAAUCUCCUCACUCCUCCAAUGACAGAUACCACAUCUUGA
Molecule: messenger RNA, 2892 nt
Organism: Tremella mesenterica DSM 1558
Lineage: Eukaryota; Fungi; Basidiomycota; Tremellomycetes; Tremellales; Tremellaceae
Exons: 6
Coding region: 1-2892 (963 amino acids)
Biological process (GO): protein phosphorylation
Molecular function (GO): protein kinase activity; ATP binding
Source: RefSeq, a predicted model, not a curated record